Messenger RNA from Paraglomus brasilianum, 652 nucleotides. NCBI's taxonomy places the organism in Eukaryota, Fungi, Glomeromycota, Glomeromycetes, Paraglomerales, Paraglomeraceae. The record is from the annotation of a GenBank genome assembly.
AACCUGGAGAGCGUUUUGAGUGUAUAGUGGUAAAAAGAGAAGAUCAAUAUGAUGAGUAUGGGAAGAAAAUAUCAUGGAAAGUAGGGGAUUGUAUGGAAUACCCAGAUGUGGCGAAAAAACUUAACAAAAAGAUAGAUAUUAAUUAUUACCUGAAGAGUGUAGUUGGUCUCUGUGCCAGAUUUAUAAAUAGUGAUAAAUGUUUUGAACCACCUACUGAUUGUGAAUCUUUAAUAAACAUUACUGCUCCUGAUGAACUCUGGACAAAAAAGGAUGAAUUAGAACAGAAAUCAGCAGAGAGGUGGAUUAAGAAAUAUAUCAAAGAUUUACGUGAUGCACCAAAAAAAGAUGAAGCUAUUAUCUCCCAUUUAUGGAAAAUUGCUACUACACAUGCCAAAAAAAUAUGUCCUGGUAUUAGCAAAGCUGACAUAACCAGGCCUUCAGGCUCCUCUACUAGGUAUAAUAAUUAUCUUAAUGCAUUAGAUAAAAUUGCAGAUUCUAUUUGUUCGAAAUUAUUGGAUCUAUUUUCAAAAUUGUCUAAGUUUAAUGUAGAAUAUAGAAAUGCGACGUAUGAUUUAAUUACGCAGGCGCAAAAAUGCAAACCCAAAAUUACAAUUCUGGAACAAUAUAUACUUCUAUACGAUUUGGAAUCAGA